Molecule: messenger RNA, 1855 nt
Organism: Apaloderma vittatum (bar-tailed trogon)
Lineage: Eukaryota; Metazoa; Chordata; Aves; Trogoniformes; Trogonidae
Product: protein diaphanous homolog 3-like
Exons: 15
Biological process (GO): actin cytoskeleton organization; actin filament polymerization
Cellular component (GO): cytoplasm; actin filament
Molecular function (GO): small GTPase binding; actin binding; microtubule binding
Source: RefSeq, a predicted model, not a curated record
AGAUUUGCCAGUAUAAGGAUUCCAGGAAGUAAAAAGGAAAGACCUCCUCUGCCACAUAUGAAGCACUCACAUUCUACAGACUGGUCAUCCACACCUAUGGACGCGGAGGAUUUUGCUCCAAAACCUUUGUCGGAAAGAGAAAUCAUAGCGCUAUUUGAAAAAAUGAUGGAAGAUAUGAAUUUAAAUGAAGACAAGAAGAUGCCAUUAAGAGAAAAGGAUUUCAAUACCAAAAAAGAAAUGGUGAUGCAAUAUAUCAGCACUGCUUCAAAGUCUGGAAGUCUAAAGAACAGUCGGAAGAUUUCACCUCAAGAGUUUAUUCAGGAAUUAAAAUCUGGGUCAACAGAUGAAAGGCUAGUCACUUGCUUAGAAUCUCUCCGUGUGUCCUUGACUAGUAAUCCUGUCAGCUGGGUUGAAAACUUUGGCCGAGAAGGUCUAGGGCUGCUGUUGGAUAUUUUGGAAAGACUGGUUGAAACAAAAAAUCAGGACAAAGUUGUGAAGAGGAGUCAGCAUAAGGUUAUACAGUGUUUGAGAGCCUUCAUGAAUAAUAAGUAUGGAUUGGAAAGAAUUUUGGGAGAAGAGAGAAGCCUUUUGUUGCUCAUCAAAGCAAUUGAUCCCAAGCAAACCAACAUGAUGACAGAUAUAGUUAAACUCCUUUCUGCAAUGUGCAUUAUUGGAGAGGAAAACAUCCUUGAAAAAAUUUUGGAAGCUAUAACAGCAGCAGCAGAGGAAAAGAACAUUGAUAGAUUCUCUCCUAUUGUAGAAGGUCUUCAGGAUAACUCAGUUCAGCUGCAAGUAGCUUGCAUGCAACUCAUCAAUGCUCUUGUUACAUCUCCUGAUGACUUGGAUUUUAGGCUUCACAUCAGAAAUGAAUUUAUGCGCAGUGGAUUGAAAGAGAUAUUGCCACAAUUGACAUGUAUAAAGAAUGAAGCACUAGAUAUUCAGCUGAAAGUGUUCAAUGAGCAUAAGGAGGAAGAUAUGAUUGAAUUCUCUCAUCGUUUAGAAGAUAUUAGAUCUGAAUUAGAUGAAGUAAAUGAUGUUUACAACAUGGUGUGGAAUACAGUUAAGGACACUAGUGCUGAAGGAUAUUUUCUUUCUAUUCUCCAACACCUUUUGCUGAUAAGAAAUGAUUAUUUUAUACGUCCACAGUAUUUCAAAUUAAUUGAAGAGUGUGUGUCCCAGAUAGUGUUACAUCGAAGUGGAACAGACCCAGAUUUCACGUAUCGCAAAAGAUUAGAUAUAAAUAUCAGCCACUUAAUAGAUAUCUGUGUAGAUAAAGCAAGAUUAGAAGAGUGUGAAGAGAGGGCUUCUGAACUUUCCAGAAAAUUUGAAAAAGAUUUUGUAGUUCAUCAAGAGACCCAGGCCCUACUUCAAAAAAAAGAAGAAAGAAUUAAUGAACUUGAAGCAGAAUUACAAGCUUUUAAAUCACAGUAUGGUUCCAUGCCAUCAACACACGGAGGUGCAUCUGUUGUUCCACUGGAAGCUACGGGACCCCAUCAACUUCCACCUCCCCCUCCUCCACCCCUGCCUUCUAAAGGAGCAAUUCCACCACCACCACCUCCCCCUCCUCCUCCGCCGCUUUUGAAUGGCUUGGGAAUUCCUCUGGCUUUUGGUGGUGCUCCUCCACCACCGCCUCUACCAGGCCUGCCUGGAGCUCCAUCUUCAUGUACUUUGCCAUUUGGAAUGAAGCCUAAAAAAGAAUUCAGACCUGAGGUUACAAUGAAAAGACUCAACUGGUCCAAGAUCAGGCCUCAGGAAAUGACAGAAUCCUGUUUUUGGGUUAAAGCAGAAGAGGACAAGUAUGAGAAUGCUGACAUGCUUUGCAAAUUGGAACUUACGUUUUGUUGUCAAAAAAGGG